CUAUGUAGAAUGACUGCUAUGUAGGAUAAAUUAAAGAUCCUACGUAGAUUAACUUAUAGCAAAUAGUUCGUAAAAUUUGCUCCCUACAAUUGCCUGACGUUAAUUCCAAACUUUGAAUGUGUAACAUAGAGCCCCAAGAGUUUUCCAUCUACCGUCGCCUGGCAUGUGACAUUAGGCAUUAUCAAAAUUUUUGAAUAUAAUUUACUUGAUGUACUUUCCAACCUUAGUUUCAAACUCCAAAACUCAAAAUAAAUUCUUACAAGAUCCUUCAUAGCGUAAUCGUAUAAUUAACUUCCCAACACUAUUUACAAACAUACAAGUAAGCAAAUCGAAAUAACAUGCAUUCUGCCAUUGCUUAGCACGAAACGCCACUCCAAUGCCUGUGGCACAUGGAAAAUAUAAACAAUCUUCGUGGUUCACUGCUUUCGAACACCUUUUCGUGAAAUAUAUCGUAAAUGUUAUCGCGACCAUGUUCCAUAUCUCCAUCAACACAAAAUAAUCAGCCAAACGCUCAGGCACCUGAACCCUUAUCGCUCUUAGUACCUGCACACUGGCCACAACCCAGCAGCGGUUGAGUCAGCACGGUGCGCACCACUUUCAGAUAACGCAACACACAACACCGAUAGAUAACACUAGUUCGAUUUGGCUUGCGUUCGCGGCCAGACGUUACCGUAACGUAACCUCAAAAGAAUUCCCAACCGAAUACACGAUGGACGUACUAGACGGUGUUCCGCGAUCGGUGCUCGGUUAUCCGGUAAAAACGCGUACCCAAAUUGUGAUGACAUUCCUAGUGCCGGUGAUCUUUGAACUGAUGGUUUACAUCGUACUGACAACGGCAGAUAUUUUAGUGACCGUAGAGCACUUUCGCAAUGGUAACCCAUCCUGGGGUUGGUUCACACUGUCUCUUAUCUGGCUCCCUUCGGUGGUGUGCUUUUGCUCCAUCAUAUCUACCCCGGAAAGAUGGCCGGAACUGAUUGGGUGUGACGAGCGGACGAGCCACUUUUUAAUUACCAACAUUGGCAUACUGCUAUUCUUCCCACUGGCUGCUCUCUACCGCUUUAAUAGACGCAUUUUCUGGAGCAUUGAAGCCCUUUUCCACGAUAAGAACACCUAUGGCAGGGCACAAUCGGUAGCAAAAAUAUUGGAAACGUCACCCUGCGAACUCUAUCACUUUCUUCAAGCAUUUCUCCAAGCCGCUCCACAAAUGAUGCUUCAACUCUACAUUCUGCUGCGCGAUGGUACAUUCCGUAACUAUGACACGGUCACGGCACAGGUGAUCAGUGUCGUUUUCUCCUUCCUAACCAUGGCCACCAUCAUUACCAGCUAUCAACGUUUCGAAAGUCAAAAGAUCGUGGGCCGUUGCUAUCCGUGGAGUACACCGGAACAAGCGACGACACGGCGCAAAGAACUGCAACGGUCAACUAGCACGGUUGAAAAUACGAUUGCUACCCAAACACCAUCGAUCGCCCCGGAAGCGGAUCCGAUCGUACCGAACAUUAUGCGUAAUUUUUACUCCCGCUAUGGCAGCGAUGAAGAACGAAUGUCUGACGCAAAUGCACCUUUUGCUGUCCCUGGUAGCCCACGCAAAACGUUAAACGUCGAUGCGAUCAACUUCAAUCGACAGCAAUCGAAAGCACAUCACGAUCCGUUCGUAAACUUUACCGAUGAUGAUAAGCUGCACGAGUUUCAUGCACCUGACACGGUGGAUAGGGUCGGAUCGAAACCACGUCAAACGGGGCGUAGUGUAAGUUUCAAGCUUCGGGAUACCGUUGAGGAGCUGCAGGAAAUGGACCAUUAUCUUCGCAGCACGGAAGAUAUCCGGAACGUUACCGAUGAUAGUGACGAUGAGUACUUGAAACCGGAUGAUUUCGAUGCGGUCCCAAAGAAGCGGGCACCACCAACACCGGAAGCCGCAACCGGGAUGUUUCAUCGAGUGUCCGUGUUCCGGAACAUGUUGCUUUACAAUGCGGAAGCAUUCAUCAAGGAGAAAGUUCCUCGAUUGCCAGAACGAAUGUUUGAUCAUGCGGAAUCCGAUCGUACCGUAGUGCGCAAAGUGGGAGAGUCCGAUCAGCUAGAUGGUGAUGCGAUAUCCUUACCGUCGCGACGACAAACGAUAGUGGGCCUGGAACAGGACGAUAUGGUCGGUAAAACGGUGUUGUUCGUCGGGUGGGUUAUGUUCUUGCUGAUGCGUAUGCUAUCGCUUUCCACGUUCUACGUAUUCUUCCCGCUAUACUUCUGGAUGCUGGUCGCCAACCACUAUAUGCUUAUGAUCGCCUGCAUUAUCUACGAGGUGCGUUUACACGAAAAGUUGGAACGCUACUUCUUCUAUCUGUUCCUCGCUUACAUGUACGUAUUUUCUCUGCUCGAGUUUAAAAUACGCUUCAUCCAUGUGCGCUGGUGGUACGUGGGAUACAUCGGCAUUGUGAUGUUGGAAAACGUCGCAAUGCUAGUGGUGUGGUUCAAUCUGGGCGUCUUUGAGUCAUGGUGGUUCUACUUUCUGCACCACACGAUCAUUGCGAGUGGUGUUUUAAGCACCAUGUGUUUCUUGUUUUAUUACGCGUUUCUUCGUCCGAAGGAUAAGGUUUUGUUUGUAAAUGAGUGAAUUUUCGUUUUGUAUUUCGGAAAUUGUUACACGAAGGAUGCUCUCUAGCCUAAGGCUUACUCAGUCGUGUAGCAUACAAGUAUGCAGCUAAUAGAGAUGUAGAAAAUAUUUAUUUGAUCAUUAUGCUAAACCAAUGUUAUUUUUUAUCACUUUUUUACAUGACUAUUAAGAAGCUUUUAAAUCAGACAUACGGCCGAGAUCUUUGAAUCCGGCCUGCACAGGAAUAACGAGAACAUCGAUUAUUAUCAGGCUUGGAGUAUGCAGCUUGGAAAAUAGAGGAAUAUUUUUUUAUGUUUUGUGUAUGUACUCUUUAAUCCCUCUUGAAGCCCAAACAACUCUUGAGUUUUAUUUCCUCCUGACUUCUCCACGACUUUCCGCGCAAACAGGAUGGCUCAGCUAUCGACUGUUUUCCACAUGUGUUUUCCCUACGAAUAACCCUUCGUAGCAUAUGUGAUAUCAAUUCUGAGAAUCGAAAUCGGCACAGCAUGAAUGUUUGAUUCUGUUCUAGCCCUCUAAAGUCCAUUUUCCAUGGGUUUCUGGAUUUGGAUUUGAAGCCUGUCCAGAAACACUAAUCUGGAGAAUGAACUGAAGGAAAAAAAAGAUUUUGGCGGCUUCAAUUGCCACUGAACUUGAAUUCAAGUAAGCAGUCAGGUAGGUUUUGCAACACAGAAGUGAUAUAUUUAGGGCCAACUUUAAGCCAACAUGAGUUUGACAUCACUGCUUUAAAUGGAUGCAGCAUUCCCUCCCUGCUAACUUACGGAAAGACAAGUUGAGGAAAUUUUAAGCUGCACUAAGAAAUUUUUUUUGUUCCUAUCACGUUGAUACGAGCUAAAAUUAGGUUUCACACAACUGAAAAGUAUAAGUUUGUACCAUUUAAAACCAGCUAUAAAAAAAUUAUUUGAUUUAAAAAUUAAAAACAUUGUUCAUUAUCAUUAUAAUGUGUCUUUUACUAUGUAAAUCUACUAAAUAAAAAAAUAAACGCUAUUUAUUGUAUAA
Anopheles funestus (African malaria mosquito) is the source of this 3598-nucleotide messenger RNA. RefSeq lists its product as uncharacterized. Gene Ontology annotation, biological process: apoptotic process involved in development; phosphatidylserine exposure on apoptotic cell surface; engulfment of apoptotic cell. The coding region runs from base 710 to 2602 and encodes 630 amino acids. The transcript is spliced from 2 exons. The record is from RefSeq and is a predicted model, not a curated record. Gene Ontology annotation, cellular component: plasma membrane. Lineage: Eukaryota; Metazoa; Arthropoda; Insecta; Diptera; Culicidae.